This is a messenger RNA of Rhea pennata, 5794 nucleotides long. It is a transcript of the gene ADGRL4, whose product is annotated as adhesion G protein-coupled receptor L4. The transcript has 16 exons. NCBI's taxonomy places the organism in Eukaryota, Metazoa, Chordata, Aves, Rheiformes, Rheidae. Bases 778 to 2985 code for a protein of 735 amino acids. The record is from RefSeq and is a predicted model, not a curated record. Gene Ontology annotation, cellular component: plasma membrane. Gene Ontology annotation, molecular function: G protein-coupled receptor activity; calcium ion binding. Gene Ontology annotation, biological process: cell surface receptor signaling pathway; adenylate cyclase-activating G protein-coupled receptor signaling pathway.
GGAAGAACAAUUGUGGUCAGCCAAGACUGUCUCUUAAAAAAUGGGUCUUGGGGCUCACGUAUACUGAGCUCACCAGGAAAUGGUGGAAGGAAGCAUGUAGCCUGUCACCGCUAAGCUCGUAAAUCCUGAGCUCAUUACCAAUCUCUUUCACCUCUUCCUCAUCCUCCCGGAUUUGCUCCACUAUCCCUUCGCUCCAGCCUGAUCCUUUGUUCCUCCUGUGACUCACAGCUUCCCUGUCCCACUUCUCCCUCCCUCUGCAGCCAGCACUCUCUGGUCUGCUCCAUGCCCCAGGCCUGCUGGCUGCCCCAGCCACCCCACGGUCCUCCUUCCUCUGAGAUCUUCAUCCUUCCCCCGACCCAGGCGCCCUCCCAAACAGCUCCUUUAACCUGUACUUCUCUAACCCACUCACACCUGAAUCUUCUCUGAUUUUACAGGACCCAGGCUCUGACUUUACAAGCCUUUACAAGACUCAGGCUAUUGCUUCGCUUUUACUUUCUCAUUUAUUCCCUUCUCAUUUAUUUCCUACUCACCAGAAGAGCAGGUCUUCAGCCCUCUCUUGACUCUCCCUGUCCUGCUUGUGAGCUUCUUAGGAGUUUUUGGAAACGUGAACUAGGAAACAGGACUAGGAGCUGUGUAAGGGCAGCGGCUACACCGGACUUUGCUUUCCUCAUAGGCAUGUGCGCAUAUUUUGCACAUGCUCAUACAUUUUAAGGCAGGGAUUUUUUUCCUGUGACAAAGGGGCUCUGCACCAGGCACCGCACAGCAACAGCAUCAUCAAUGAAACUGCUUCCAUUCCUAGUUCUUAUGUCCAGUCUGCUGGACUAUGGCUACACUUCUGCAAACUGCAACAUGACAUGCCAUAAAGAUGCCCGGUGUGAAGUCCAGGGUGGAACACAAGGCUGCUAUUGCACCCAAGGAUAUACAGGAAAUGGCAUAUCAUUCUGUUACGAUGAUAAUGAAUGUGAAAAUGCUACUCAGCCUUGUGGAGAGAAUGCCAAUUGCACAAACACUGUGGGAAGUUAUUUCUGCAUGUGUGCGCCUGGUUUCAAAUCCAGCAAUGGUCAACAAAGUUUUGUACCUAAUGAUGGAACCUCCUGUGUGGAUGUAGAUGAGUGCAGCAAGGAAGGAACUGUUGCCUGUGGAGAUCAUGCAAAAUGUGAAAAUGUGGAUGGAGGGUAUAACUGCGCCUGUAAGGAAGGUUAUCAACCAUCCUCAGGAAAAUUGCAGUUUAAGCCAAAUGAUGGCACUUCCUGCCAAGAAAAUCCAAAGGCCAAGUGUGAGUUAUACAAAGACUGUAUAACUGAACAUAUUAAUAGAACAUUAGCUGGAAUUAGUCAUUUAAAAACACCUCUGGAGAUGCUGCAAGAAAUUAAUAAGAAUACUUUAGGACCACUUUUACCUGUAGAUGUGAUUUCAUAUGUAGAAGCAUUAUCUUAUUCUUCACUGAAUACCAUGCAUUACUCAGUUCCUGACAAUGAAGCACUUCGUAAUACAACUAUUAAUGUUUUGGUUAACACUGUGAACAAUUUUUUACAAAAAGACAAAAUUACAGUCUGGGAAGCUCUUCCUAUAGAUAACCAAAGAAUGAGUCUGACUAAACUGAUGCAUACUGCAGAACAAGCAACACUUCUCAUGUCACAGAACAUCAAAAAGACAACACAGCUAGAUGCUAAUGCAAGUGACAUAGCACUCAAGAUUUUUGCUUUUGAUUCACACCACAUGAAACACAUUCACCCUCAUGUAUACACAGGAGGAGAUUAUAUAAAGAUCUCUCCAAAAAAGAAAGAGGAAUCUCAUCCUAAUGGCACCGUUGCAGUUGUCUUUCUGCGAUAUAGCAACAUUGGUUCUUUGCUUUCAUCGCCUAAAAACCGCUCCUCGAAAGAUAGUUCAGAACAGAGACAGACAGUAAGCUCAUCAGUUAUAGCUGUUGCAAUUAGCUCAAAUCCACCUACACUCUAUGAGCUUGAGAAAAUAACAUUUACCUUAAAGUAUACCAAGACUGCAGAUAAAGAUAUUAAAUGUGCAUUUUGGAACUACUCAGCAGACACAAUGAAUGGCAACUGGGCUACAGAAGGCUGUGAGCUGACACAUUCCAACACCACUCACAUCUCAUGCAAAUGCAAUCAUCUGACUCAUUUUGCUGUUUUGAUGUCCUCAGGUGGCUCUGUUGGUGUUACGAAUUAUAAUAUUCUUACAAGAAUCACUCAGCUAGGAAUAAUUAUUUCAUUGAUUUGCCUCUCCAUGUGCAUUUUUACAUUCUGGUUCUUCAGUGAAAUUCAAAGCACUAGAACGACAAUUCACAAAAACCUCUGCUGCAGCCUUUUCCUGGCAGAACUUAUUUUUCUGGUUGGAAUUAAUAUGAACAAUAAUAAGCUCUUCUGUUCAAUCACUGCUGGGUUACUCCAUUAUUUCCUUCUAGCUGCUUUUGCAUGGAUGUGCAUUGAAGGCAUUCACCUCUACCUUAUAGUCGUGGGUGUCAUCUACAACAAAGGAUUUUUACACAAGAAUUUCUAUGUCUUUGGCUACGUCAGUCCAGCUGUGGUAGUUGGAAUCUCUGCCGCCCUAGGAUACAAGUAUUACGGCACUACAGAAGUAUGUUGGCUCAGCACAAAGAAUAACUUUAUAUGGAGUUUUAUAGGACCAGCAUGUCUAAUAAUUCUUGUUAAUUUGCUGGCUUUUGGAGUGAUUAUUUAUAAAGUAUUUCGACACACUGCAAUGUUAAAGCCAGAAGUUAGCUGUUAUGAAAAUAUAAGGUCCUGUGCUCGAGGUGCUCUUGCUCUCCUGUUCCUCCUUGGGGCUACCUGGAUCUUCGGGGUCCUCCAUGUUGUCCAGGGAUCAGUGGUUACUGCGUAUCUUUUUACAAUCUUCAAUGCAUUUCAAGGGAUGUUCAUCUUCAUAUUUCUUUGUGUGUUGUCUAGAAAGAUUCAAGAAGAGUAUUAUAGGUUGUUCAAAAAUGUUCCUUGCUGUUUCGGCUGCUUAAGAUAAAUGGAAGUAAAACCUGUGCAAGCAUCUCAGUGGAAGAAGGGAGCAACCUACAUGAUGUUGUUAUGGUAAUUACAGAAAAAUAUGGCACUGUGAAAGUAUGAAAUGACCCAGUGAGCAGGCAUAUCUCUUAACUGAAUAACUGACUCGUUUUGUACAUACAUGUGCAUUCAUGCAGAGCAUUUAUAUUACGCUAUAUACAAACAGUAUACAAAACAAACUGGAUUAUUGGAAAACAAAUACUAAUGCUCACCAGAGAAAGGAGUAAAUUUCUAAAAGAGUACAAGAUUUUUCAUGACUUACGGUUUUUUUUCUAGCAUUAGAAAUAUCUGCAGUCCUGGAAAGAGAGAUAUGAGAAUUCAACUGGCACAGCAGAUUUUAUAAAUUGUUUUGCUAGUGGAAACAUGCCCACUGUCUUUUUGUAGUAAUAAGCUUCUUACAUUAAGUUGUAUAAGGCCAUCUGCAGGGAAUGGGUUCCAUUAAAGAGUCAAUAGAUAAAGAUCUGCUUCAUCCCAGACUUCUGAAAACAUUUCUUUUAAUUUAAAGUAGAUUAAAAAAGGAAUUUGUUUAAUAUUAUUCUCUUAUCACUCUGAAAUAUGUAUUUGUAUAUUAAUCAAUCCUUUAUUUUUGUAACUUUUAAGGAACUGUUUAGGUUAAAGAACUGAUGUCAGGUUUGAUACAAGAAUGGUGGGACAGCCAUUUUGUAGCUGAAAGAUUAUUUUGUGAAUACUUUGAAAAAAGAUCUGGUUCUUAUUUUAUUUAAUUGCCAAACAGACUGAGAUCUGCUCUACUGGCACUAUGAUUUUGGAGGCUGUGGGAAGGAAAUGCUUUCACAAGUUUCUCACAUGACAGAGAUAUUUAGAAUACAGACCUUUUAGGAUCAAAUUAAAGCAAAGCAGUAGAUAUCACCUAUGUAGAAGAAUAGUAAUGUAAAAUCAAGGUCACAUUCCUCCAUUCCAUGUAAAAUUUUAAUUACAACAGUUUUCUCCAUUCAUAGCAUCUUUGAGUCAAGCAGUUGUCUUCCUCCCAGGUUCCUGAGUUUGAACACUUACCCUGUGUUUAACCUUAGGAGCAUAUGUAGAUCUACUGAAAUCAAAGGGACUAUUUGGGGUGCAAGUUCUGCAGGCUUAGAGCAUAAACAUAUUGCAUCAGCAGUUACAACUUUGACAUCUUACUCACUUUUAAAGUAGGCUAUAAUUUCAUCCUUUUAGCACCUAGUUUGUGUGAAGUGCUGAGCAAUCCACAAUCCAUGUUGCCUUCUCAAGAAGUGUCUAGGAUCUCAGAUGAAGUCCAGUAUUUUUACCAGUGAGACACUGUAAAUAUGUAGUUGUUAAUAAAUCCCACUGAUGUUUUGCCUGUUGAAAUGAAGUACUCUGAAUUUUAUUUAUAUUAAAGGAAACCUUUUUUUUUUUUUUUUUUUUUUUUUUUUUGUAAUGGCCAAAUUUAUUUUAUCUUUUUUCCAUAUACACAAGGCUUUUGUAGUAUGUAGUACGGUGACAUGCUUCAUUAAGUAUAUUCCAUGUGUCUGUCAAAUUUCAGAAACCACAAGUGGAUUUUUUUUUCUUUUUUUUCUUUUUUUUUGAAAGAAAUCAUUGCUGUUGGUCCUCUGAAUGUAAAAUAUGUGAAUAAACUGAAAUGCUUAGGUUUCACAUUUCAACAUGUUUCCCUUCAUUUAAAUAAAUACAGUGGUAAAUGUUCCUACGGUUAUAUAUUAUGUGCCAUGAAUUAUUUGCUCUAUUUUCUUUGGGAAGAUGCAGAUACAUAUUGCUUAAAAGAGUAUUUUUAGAAGGAUAUCAUCUUUAAUCUCCUGCAGAAACCUAACCUAUAGUAAGGUUGUCUGGACAAAGAAGUAUCUCUAGUAACUGUUUAAUGACUUCAGCAUGUUCAGUGAGAUUGAAAAAGUUCCUUGGAAAGAGAAUAUAUCAUAAAGUGUUUAAGUUACAAUAGCCUUUUAAUGAAAGAACUCAUUUUAUACAAAAACUGUACUCUACUUGCUGGGUCAGAUUUUCAUUGAAACUUUGUUUUCUGUACAUGCAAAGAUAAGCAUUCACCUUUUAAUACAGCACAUAAGGAGCAGAAAAAUUUUGUUUAGAUUCAUGGACUUAGAGCUUGAAGGAUAUUGUAAUUGUCUUCUGUAUGCAUGCAGAAAUACUGAAGAGAAGUAAGAGAGUUUAUUUGUCACAACCCUUAAUAACACAAGCCUGAAUCCACUAGAAAAAAAGAGAAUGAGAGACAAUGUACAGAAAUUGAAAAACCAGCGGUCCAGCGGGAUACUUUUUCAAUUUAAAGAUGGUCAAGGAUUGGAAACAGUUGCCCAGAGAGGCUGUGCAGUUCCAGUUUUGGAAGGUUUUAAGGUCCAACUAGAUGAAGCUCUGAGCAACCUGGUCUCAUAGCUUUGAGCAGGAAGGUGCUGUGAGCUCCCUUACAGCCUGAAUUAUUCUAUGAUUCUGUGACUCUACGAAAUAUCAAAUUGGAAAAAUAGCAGUUGGGCAUUAGUUAUUAUUUUGCUAAAGAAAUUUGUACUCAAGUGCCGUGCAUGAGCUGAACAAACUGUUUUUCCAGAAAGAAAUCUGUGACCUAUUUGUCAGAUCAUCUGGUAGCUAGUUGACUGAUACGGAAAAAAAAUUUUUUGCUCCGCAUCUUUUCAGAUUACAUGCUUUUGAGAGGUAUAUGUCAUCUCCAGGUGGGGCCAGGAGGAGAAAAAUAAUCAGUGAUUGACAAGACAGAUAAAAAUAAAAUGUUCAGAUUUCACUGUGAAAGCAAGUGCUUGCUGAAGAGAGAAAUUGUUUCCAUUAAACCAAUCAAAGAGAAA